Molecule: messenger RNA, 3375 nt
Organism: Colletotrichum godetiae
Lineage: Eukaryota; Fungi; Ascomycota; Sordariomycetes; Glomerellales; Glomerellaceae
Exons: 4
Coding region: 148-3123 (991 amino acids)
Biological process (GO): regulation of DNA-templated transcription; DNA-templated transcription
Molecular function (GO): DNA-binding transcription factor activity, RNA polymerase II-specific; DNA binding; zinc ion binding
Source: RefSeq, a predicted model, not a curated record
CUCCUGGCCUUGUUUUCAAAUAAUACGAGGCUAAUCAGCUAGUCCCCCGAUGCUCAUCCCUUGUCUCUUCACAUCUCUUUCAGAGAUCCAGCAUGGAGGUCUCAUCUGUUGAACAAGACGCUGCUUCGUGAGCAAGAUAACAGCAUAAUGGCCCAGAGAGAACGAGCCAGCAACGAGCGGAUGGAAUCCGCGUCCGAGAGUGAGGACGUCAUCGCCGUCGCGAAUCCAUCCGCUGAUGUUCCGGUGUUCAAAUGCGACUACUGUGGAAGCACUUUUGGACGCCAGGAGCAUCUCACUCGGCACAAGCGAUCGCACACCAGAGAAAAGCCUUUUACAUGCUCAGCAUGCGGCAAGAGCUUCUCUCGACUGGAUGUCCUCACUCGUCACGCUGCCUCUCAUGAUGAAGUUGCAAGCGAGUCACGGCGGCCCGUGGCAUCUUCCAGGGCCUGUCAGGCAUGCGCUGUAAGCCGUUCACGAUGCUCAAAGGAGAGCCCCUGUCGUCGCUGUACGGGUAAAGGUCUCGAGUGCAAAUACCCAGUCGCCCGCCGACGAGCUACCCGUUCAGCAUUCCGAUCUCCGGAUGAGAGUGCUGCACCAGAAGAAGGACAUGAAAGCCAUCAGGGACUCAUGGACUAUUCCGACCCUGUGCAGGUUCCACAACCUUCAGAAAUGCCUGAGAUGCCGUUCCCAACCCCGGAUCAUGCGCCAGAGAGGCGCGCAGUCGAAACGUCGUGGCCUGUUCCGCAAGUUACAGGAGGCAACGAUCAAAGCUUUCAGGUGAACAACUGCCAAGUAGAGUAUGGCAUGAAUCCCAUGGACAACUUCAUUCACAAUGAGGAGUUUCCUGAGCAAUCUGCUGGUAUUUCGGCCAUCAAUUGGCUCUCUCCCCAGUACUACGCAGAUUUUGAUUGGGGUAUCACAUCUUCUGUCAACGAGAGAGGGGCUUUUGAUGCCAACCUAGACGGCGUGCAAACCGUUAUGAAUGCCUACGAAGCCGUACGUCAAGGGCCAUGGCUGAACCUCCUCAACAGCCAGCCAGUUCAAACCCCGAACGCCGCACUUCCCCCAGCGUCGGUACAGCGGCUCUAUCCACCAGGAACGACGCCCAGGAGCAGACCGAAUGGGAGCACAACGGGAUCCGUAGAAUCGUCAUCUACGACGGCAACUUACUAUGUUGAUGGGGCUCCAUCCAGAGCCCCAUUCAAGGGUCGCCCGUCACAGAGAAGUCUGGUCUUGGACAACUCAGUGCGGCCGGAUGAUGACACUCCUACUCCCAGCACACCAGCUCCAGGCACCUCCAGGGAUGCUGAUGAAGGAACAGGACUUGAUCUCUCCGUGCAGGCCUACGAUAACCUUCUACACCACAUCAGCGUCGAGCCUUUUUUUCGGGACCGCAACGCGACACCGCUUCCAUCUCUAGCACACGCUCGCGUUUAUUUCCGAUUGUAUUUUCAACAUUUCCACCCCGCCUAUACCUUACUACAGAAAUCGGCCGACUUCUAUCAUGAGCCAACACAUUGGCUUCUUCUUUUGGCCGUCUGCGCAGUUGGCUCGGUCUACUCUCGAGGCGAGACCAACCUCCAUUUUAGAGACCUAUUUCUUCAACUCUUGGAAAGCGCUGUACGGUUUUACAUCUCAACAGGCGCUGUGGAUGAUGUGUUAGGGUCCUCGCAAGUAUCCAUGGCAAGCCCUGCGGAAGAUUCAAGAAGUCUAGUCAUUGCGCAAACGUCAAUUCUAUGGUUGAUACGGAACCUGCACAAUGGAGUUUCCGGCGAUAGCUACGAUUUGUCCUUCCUCGUAAGGCACUAUUUGAUCAAUGCCUGCCGAAAGAUGGACCUCCUUGGUAAGCGAGAGGACUUGCCACAAGUAGAGCACCAAACGGAUGGAUCAGAUGUCCUCAGGACGUGGGUGAGCAGUGAGUCGAGGCUGAGAACGGGUCUCAUGAUAUGGGUUCUCGAUGCUAUUGUAUCCUUGGAGAGAGGUCAAGAUGCAUUACUUAAGCUAGGUGAUGCAAAAGGCUACAUGCCCUGCCUUGACUCUAUCUGGGACCAGCCUACUGCUAAGAAGCUCGGACAGCACCAGUCUAAGCCAGUGACCAUAUCUGAAGCCAUGGAGAUGCUCUACAUGGAGAAAAGACUGCCGCCGAACCUGGGCGACUUUAGCACCAUGGUGCUCACAUACGCCAUCAUUCGACGUACCAAAGAGGCUUUAUACCAUAAUCAGAUUAGGCUCAACUCGUGGACACCGACGGCCGACGUCCAGAAGUGCGGUCCCGGCGACACCGUCGAGGAGACUUGGCCCCCUUCGCUACCUAUCCUAUCGAGAUGGCGGAACAGCGCCUGCGACUCUCUCGAUCUCCUCCACUGGAACGCCAAUGCUAUCAUCGCCAAAGCCGGUGGGUGGGAGCAUCCUGUCAUCUUGCAUCUACACCUCUCUCGCCUAGUUCUUCUCGCUCCAGUAGCCCACUUGCAGACCUUGGCAGCUGCUGCCUCGGCGCGAGCAUCCUCUCGUAACGUCGACAACUCCAAAGUUGAAAAAGCGAGAUCUCUUGUCGCCCGGUGGGCUUUGCGUGACCAGUAUAAGGCCAGACUGUCUGUUGUCCAUGCCGGCGCAAUGCUUUGGCACAUCCGUCGUUACAGUGUAGGCAACUUUCUCGAGUCUUUUGGCAUCUUUACCGCAACAUCGGUGGUCUGGGCGUAUAGCACGAUGAUGUUGUUCAUGAGGCGGCAUCAGAACUCAGGCUCUCAUUUAACCAGCGGCGGUUCCGGCCAACACGGUAGCCCGAUGGAAGCGGUGGCGGAAGUUGAAGAGGAUCCGGAGCCCAGCUUCCUCCACCUCGACCGGCCAUGUGACGACGAGAUGGUGCAGACUUAUGUCAGGCUAGGGCACAAGAUGGCAGGCCACAUGGCCAAGGUGGGUGACAUCUGCAAUGACGGCGCCCCUCGGAAGAUUCUCAAGGAAGGGAUACAGAUGCUCAAGGGGAGACUAGAGCAGAACGGAGACGCAGCAAGUAGAGCUGGAAGCGGAGGGAUAAGCGAGAAUGUCAGGGGGCACUCGGUCUGGGGAGUGGAACGAACAUACGCCGAUCUCCUAGACUCGCUGGUUCAGUCCACCUCGGACUAGGUUAUCCCUCCUCGAGAGCGGGCGAAGGACUCUCCACCGGAGCUGGUCAGCCCGGCACAGCCAUGGAUCGGGUGGUUAUUGUAGUGAGAAGUUAGAAAACUCCGGUGGGGGUGGAGACAUCAUGCCACAAAUGGCAAAGGCAACUACUCAAACAAGCCAUGAGAUGGCACGACGACUUCUUUGUGCCGGGAAGGCUAAUUACCACAAACUCUUUCUCCGCAUGUUACCCCGGAUCUUCGACUAACAACAUGC